AUGGCCUCUUCUCUGCUCCCCGUCUUGAUCUGCAUGGUGGCGCUAGUAGCGGGCGCCGCGCGCGGCGCGACGGACCCGGUAGCGCCGGCACCGGCGCCAGAGGUGGUCAGUUUGACGGGGAUCCUGGAGAAGGGGAGCCAGUACACGACGCUGCUCCGUCUGCUGAAGGAGACCCAGAUCGGGAAACAGCUCGAGAGCCAGCUGAACAACUCCUACGACGGGUUCACCGUUUUCGCCCCCACCGACAACGCCUUCAAUGGCCUCAAGGCGGGGACGCUCAACAAACUGACGGAGCAGGAGCAGGUGGCGCUGGUGCUCUACCACGUCCUACCACGGUACUACACCUUCGACAUCUUCCAGACCGCCAGCAACCCCAUCAGCACGCAGGCUACCGGCAACAACGGCGUCUUCACGCUCAACAUCACGUCCACCGGGCCGCAGCAGGCGAACAUCUCCACCGGAGUCAACACGACCCCAAUCAACAACGCCCUCUACAAGAUCUUCCCUCUCGCUGUGUACUCCAUCGAGUCCGUUCUGCUACCGUCCGACCUCUUCGGCGUAAGGCGCACGAUGCACCCGUCGCCCCCUCCGCCGCCGACCAAGGCCGCCAGCGCGCCGUCCAACUCCUCCGCCGAUGGCGCGGAGGUCGCGCCGGAGAAGAGCCCCGCCGCCGCCCUGCGGGCGCCCACCACCGCAUUGGGGGGAAUCAUAAUGGCGGCCGCUCUCCUCUUCACCACGGGCUUCCUGUUGUGA
This is a messenger RNA of Spirodela intermedia, 753 nucleotides long. Lineage: Eukaryota; Viridiplantae; Streptophyta; Magnoliopsida; Alismatales; Araceae. The record is from the annotation of a GenBank genome assembly.